This is a messenger RNA of Closterium sp. NIES-65, 4709 nucleotides long. Lineage: Eukaryota; Viridiplantae; Streptophyta; Zygnematophyceae; Desmidiales; Closteriaceae. The record is from the annotation of a GenBank genome assembly.
GAUCCCUCCUGCGGAUGGCCCCUCCCCCUCCGUCUCGGUUCAGCGGAAAGUCCGCGGAGAGGCCUAGCGAAGGCGGGCUCACCGAGCGACGGAGUUACGAAUACGACGGUAGCGGUAACGGCGGUCGCAUGGCAGCGUUUAAAGCCAUUGACGAACGGUCUGAAGGAAGCUUCAAGGAAGGAAGCGCCAAGGACCGGUUUAGGAGCGCGAAGAGCGUUAAGCGGGGAGCUUCGCCAGCUAGACCCCGGCAGGUGGAUGGGAUAAUGCAUGAGUAUCAGAUGCAGAACGCUGCUGCGCGCCGAGCCGAGGCUUCUAACCACAGCAAGAAGGGAAUCGGCGGCACCGUGCUGUUCCUGAUGUUGCUCGUCUGCACGGCAGCAGUAGGCUGGGGAGGCUAUCAGUACAAGCAAGCCCUCUCUCUCGAGCUCCGGCUCUCAGAACUGCAGCGCAAACACACGCGCCUUGCUUCCAAACUGUCAGAUGACGUUCCUGCUAGCGUCAGCAGGAUCUUCCCCAGCAGCAGCAGCAGCAGCAGCAGCAGCAGAUGCGAAGUAGAAGGAGAAGAUGGGGCAGUGGAAGGUACCUGCUCCCCCUUCCCCACAGAAAGGUCUGAAGGAGACAGCGCCGGGUGGAGAGAGGGGAGCGGGAGCGAGGAGGAGAGCGAUCGCGAGCGUAGAAGCUCAAAGGAGAAGGCAAAGGAGAAAUCCAAGGAGAAGAAGGAGGAGGAGGAAGAGGAGGAAGAGGUGAAGGAGGACCAGGAGCUGUUCUGGCGCAGGGUGGCGCUCCUAGCAUCCAUUCUCUGCCUGGUCCUCCCCAUCUUCAUCAUCCGCAACAUCGAUGAAGUGGCACAGCUCUUUGGAAGGCGCCCCAAGGCGACAGACGGCCAUACGACCGCCGCUGCCUCUUCCUCCUCCUCGUCAUCCACCUCUGCUGCGGCGGCGGCUGCUGCUGCUGCUGGUGCGGCUCCUUCAGCGGCGCCUGGGGCGGACGAGGAGGUGUCGAUGAGCAAGCGGCUGGCCUCAGCUGCGCUUGCACCUGGAGCAGACGAGGAGGUGUCGAUGAGCAAGAGGCUGGCGUAUAAGGCCGAUGUGCUCUUCUCCAUGCACUCCUGGGUCAAGGGCGCUGCUCUCCUCGCCGCCACUCUCCUCCUGUACGUACACCUUAACCCCCCAGCCUCCGCUCCUCUACCACCCCGCCUCCUCUCUACCCUUGUGCCGCUGGAGCGGACGAGGAGCUGCCCUUGUGCGGCUGGAGCAGAGGAGGAGGUGUCGAUGAGCAAGAGGCUGGCGUAUAAGGCCGAUGUGCUCUUCUCCAUGCACUCUAUCGCCCUGGGAGGCCUUGCUCUGUACGCCGUUGGAUCGAAAGACCGAAUGGAUCUGGGCGACGCCACGUGGCGGGCGUGGUCCUACGUGGCAGACGCAGGCAACCACGCGGAUAGCGAGGGCGUGGGGCCGCGGAUCGUGGGCGUGAGCAUCAGCAUUGGCGGGAUGCUGAUAUUCGCGCUGAUGGUGGGGUUGGUGUCGGAGGGCAUCUCGGAGAAGGUGGACUCGCUGAAGAAAGGCAAGAGCGACGUGAUUGAGAAGAACCACACGCUCAUCCUCGGCUGGAGUGACAAGCUGGUGGGUCGCAUCGCUGCUGAAGCAACUGGCAGUGGCGAACGAGAGCAUGGGAGGGGGCGUGGUGUGGUGGAGAUGAUGAUACCGCCUCUGGGCCUAUGCAUCGCUGCUGAAGCAACUGGCAGUGGCGAACGAGAGCAUGGGAGGGGGCGUGGUGUGGUGGAGAUGAUGAUACCGCCUCUGGGCCUAUGCAUCGCUGCUGAAGCAACUGGCAGUGGCGAACGAGAGCAUGGGAGGGGGCGUGGUGUGGUGGAGAUGAUGAUACCGCCUCUGGGCCUAUGCAUCGCUGCUGAAGCAACUGGCAGUGGCGAACGAGAGCAUGGGAGGGGGCGUGGUGUGGUGGAGAUGAUGAUACCGCCUCUGGGCCUAUGCAUCGCUGCUGAAGCAACUGGCAGUGGCGAACGAGAGCAUGGGAGGGGGCGUGGUGUGGUGGAGAUGAUGAUACCGCCUCUGGGCCUAUGUUCUUGUGUUAAUCGUGUCUUCUCCCUCCCUUUGCCCCUGCUGCCCAUCACCCAUCAGGCAUCGCUGCUGAAGCAACUGGCAGUGGCGAACGAGAGCAUGGGAGGCGGCGUGGUGAUGGCCUCGCUGCUGAAGCAGCUGGCAGUGGCGAAUGAGAGCAUGGGAGGGGGUGUGGUGGUGGUGAUGAGUGAGCGGGAGAAGGAGGAGAUGGAGAGCGAGAUUCAGAAGAUGGAGUUCAACUUCCGAGGGACCACUGCAGAGAACGCGGAUGCUGCAGACGCCAGGGCACUCAGGGUGGUGCUGAGCCUCUGUUCUGCUCUCCCUCUCCCUCUCCCUCUCCUUUCUCUCUCCCCACCCCCCCUUCCCUCCGCUCCUCUCCGCUCGCCCCUGGUGUUGGCUGACCUGAAAAAAGUCUCUGUCUCGACUGCUCGGGCGCUGAUAGUUCUGGCAGAGGCGGAAAACGCGGAUGCUGCAGACGCCAGGGCGCUCAGGGUGGUGCUGAGCCUGAUGGGCGUGCGGGAGGGGCUGCGUCUGACUCAAUUCUUCCUUCUAAUCGUUGGCUUUCGUCUCCCUUUCUCCUUUCCCUCGCCCCAUGCUCUCCCCCCUCCCCAUGCUGCUGCAGCUCCGGCUCGCCCCUGGUGUUGGCUGAUCUCAAGAAGUUCCGGCUCGCCCCUGGUACUGGCUGAUCUCAAGAAGGUCUCUGUGUCGACUGCUCGAGCUCUAAUCGUGCUUGCGGAAGCAGAGAACGCGGAUGCUGCAGACGCCAGGGCGCUCAGGGUGGUGCUGAGCCUGACGGGCGUGCGGGAGGGGCUUCGAGGGCACAUUGUGGUGGAGCUGAGCGAUAUUGACAACCAGCAGCUCGUCAAGAUGGUGGGGGGACGGAUGGUGGAAACGGUGGUGGCGCACGACGUGAUCGGGCGCCUCAUGAUUCAGUGCGCCCGCCAGCCCGGCCUGGCCCAGAUCUGGGAGACCCUCCUCGGCUUCGAGAACUGCGAGUUCUACACCAAGCACUGGCCCGAGCUCGUCGGGAAAACCUUUCGGGAGGUCCUGCUGUCCUUUCCUGAUGCGGUGCCGUGCGGUUUGAGGGUUUCUGCAAGGACGUAUUAUGAGAAGAGUACGGAGGCGGUGGGGUUUGAGUUUGCUGGUGGGAGCAGUGUUGGGAGUGAGGAUGAGGAGGAGGAAGGGGAGGAGGGGGAGGGAGGAGGGGAGGGCGAGGGGAAGAGGGUGCAUAAGGAGCAUACCCGGCUGUGGCUCAACCCGGACGAUGACUACGUGCUCCAGCCUGAGGACUCUGUGCUUGUGAUUGCAGAGGAUGACGACUCCUAUGCCCCCGGCCCGCUGCCCGUGGUGCAAGACGCCCCGCUGCCCGACAUUGAAACCCCGCCGAAGCUGCCCGAAAAAAUCCUGUUCUGCGGCUGGCGGCGCGAUAUCGACGACAUGAUCACGGUGCUAGAGGCGUUUUUAGCCCGGGGCUCAGAGCUGUGGAUCUUCUCGGACGUGCCCGUGGAGGAGAGGGAGGCGCGCCUCAUAGAGGGCGGGCUGAACCCCAGCGAGCUGGAGAACGUGAUGCUCGUGCACCGCAUGGGGAAUGCCGUUAUUCGGCGCCAUCUGGAGUUUCUUCCCCUCGAAACCUUCGACUCGAUCCUCAUUCUAGCGGACGAGGGGCUGGAGGACUCGAUUAUCAACUGCGACUCGCGCUCCCUCGCCACGCUGCUGCUCAUCAGAGACAUCCAGUCCAAGCGCAUGCCGGCGGGCAGCAAGGGCCACCGGCGCAGCAACUCGAGCAUAACCUACCCGCGCCCCACGUCCACGUCCUCGUGGGUGGGGCAGAUGCAGCAGGCGUCGCAGCAGUCCAUCGUCAUCUCGGAGAUCCUCGACUCGCGCACGCGCUCCCUCGUCUCCGUCUCCAAGAUCAGUGAUUACGUGCUCAGUAACGAGCUGGUGUCCAUGGCUCUAGCAAUGGUGGCGGAGGACAGGGAGGUCAACCGCGUUUUGGAGGAGCUAUUUUCAGAAGAGGGCAACGAGAUGUACAUCCGGCCGGCAGAGCACUACCUGACGGACGGGGAGGAGCUGUCCUUCUUCCCUCUGCACCCAUUUACACCCCUUUGCACCCCUCUGCACCCAUCCGUGCCACUCCCUCCACGGCAACGAGAUGGCAACAAGAUAUAUAUCCACCCAGCGGAGCUCUACCUGGCGGACGGGGAGGAGCUGUCCUUCUUUGAAAUGGCGGGCAACGAGAUGUAUAUUCGCCCAGCGGAGCUGUAUCUCACAGACGGGGAGGAGCUCUCGUUUUUCGAAGUCGCAGUGCGGGCCCGCCAGCACAUGGAGAUCAUCAUUUCAUCGGCUACUGGCUCUUCACUGAGCUCCCUCUGCACCCCUCUGCACCCAUCCAUUCCCCUUCUCUCUUCCUUUCAGGGCAACGAGAUGUAUAUCCGCCCAGCCGAGCUCUACCUGACAGAUGGCGAGGAGCUCUCGUUUUUCGAAGUGGCGGUGAGAGCACGCCAGCGCAUGGAGAUCAUUAUUGGAUACCGGCUCUUCACAGAGGACGAAGCAGUUCUGAACCCGCCUGACAAGGCUGAAAGGCGCACCUGGUCGAUUCAAGACACCUUCAUCGUUCUCUCGUUCAACGAGUAG